UGGCUGCUCCCUAGUUUAAUACUGGCAGGGGUAUCUCAGGCGCAGUAACUGAUCACCCGAAGAUAGAUGCUCUCCUUGUAACUUGCUUUGCUCUCUUCUUUGGAGCCCUGUGCCCCUUCUUCAUGGACUUGAGCGGUUCCUUUGUAUCCUACAUCAUCGUCUCCAUCAUGUUCGGGUUGUCUCUCUCCGCCUGGCCGGCUGUAACUUCAUCAAUGCUGGUUGACCUCCUUGGGUUGGAACUACUCACAACCGCCUUCGGUGUUUUGACCUGUAUUCGAGGUCUGGCGGCAUUCCUUGGACCUCCAGUUGGAGGUUUCGUCAUUGACCUCUCAGGAGGUGAUUAUAGUUACGCAUUCUGGAUUUCAUCUUCUCUUCUUGGCAUAUCUUGCGUACUUCAUUUUGUUGCGUACGCAAUUAAAAGACGUAGCAGCCAGAGAGUAAAGUAAAACAAAAAGUGUUUUAUAAUUAUGCUGAAAAUAUCUAAAACCAUUGAAAACAUCAAACAAAACUGAGUUUCGAUAACCUGUUAAACUCGAAUCUGUUGCCAGGGCUGGAAACUUUUAAAUGCUGUUAUUACAAGAAGAUUAAUUGAUCUUUAAGCGUCAAUUUAAAAGUUUUUAGCUUUAUUAAAAUAUCUCUAACCGCGUUAUUUACAUUUACCACACGUUGUUGUAUUUUGUUUAUUUUAUUAUUUAGCUAAAAAAAACUAAUUAUGUUUUUUAUUUUAUCAAUAAUAUGCUUCUAAUAAAAACCCGGUAUUUAAACCAUAUAUCUACAUUAAAAUAUUGACGAGUGAUAAGGUGAAAAAGAACCUAGAUUUAGAAUUAAAAAUAAAUUUUUAAAGAAUAUCAAACAAACUUUAAAGUCAAAAGAACUAUUAUAUGUUUUAAAAACAAUUGGAGAUUAUAAAAAAAAUGAUGAAGCGUAUUGUUUUAAAUUCAUAAAAAAUGGCAGUGAACUGUGAAAUUCAUGACAAAGCUGAAGUUUAAAAAUAAAUAUAUAAAUAUUAAAAUGACCCUGUGUAUAUACAGAUUGUAUAAGUAAUAUGUAUUAUUUGUAUUUUUUCUAAAUGUGUUUAUACAUAAAUUGUUAAUAAAAGUUUUUGAUAUAA
This is a messenger RNA of Eurytemora carolleeae, 1111 nucleotides long. RefSeq names its product monocarboxylate transporter 1. Gene Ontology annotation, biological process: transmembrane transport. Gene Ontology annotation, molecular function: transmembrane transporter activity. The record is from RefSeq and is a predicted model, not a curated record. The transcript is spliced from 5 exons. Bases 123 to 446 code for a protein of 107 amino acids. Lineage: Eukaryota; Metazoa; Arthropoda; Copepoda; Calanoida; Temoridae.